This is a messenger RNA of Histoplasma mississippiense, 282 nucleotides long. RefSeq lists its product as hypothetical. The transcript is spliced from 2 exons. The record is from RefSeq and is a predicted model, not a curated record. Lineage: Eukaryota; Fungi; Ascomycota; Eurotiomycetes; Onygenales; Ajellomycetaceae. Bases 1 to 282 code for a protein of 93 amino acids.
AUGUCUUGCACCAUUGAUCCGGUCAAGGGUGAAGAGGGAGACGCUGGGGGUACUUUGCAUGCUUUCCGCAUGCCUGUCCUACUCGAUAUCAGCGAAAGUGAAAGCGAGGAUGAUAUUGUGGCUGUGGGUCCUGGAACGAUGCGGCGAAGAAGCCCUGGUGCUUGGAAGGAUCCAGUCAAUAACACAGGCGCUAGCAAUGGCGGUGAGACUGGAGGCGCUCCCGUUACGAAUAACGGGGUGGGGCGUGCUCAAAAUAAGGGGCGACGGAGCUCAAGAUGUUAG